Physella acuta is the source of this 1821-nucleotide messenger RNA. RefSeq lists its product as uncharacterized. NCBI's taxonomy places the organism in Eukaryota, Metazoa, Mollusca, Gastropoda, Physidae. The record is from RefSeq and is a predicted model, not a curated record.
UCUAAAUCUGAAAUCUACAUUUAGACUAGCAAUAACAAAUUUACUAAUAUUGUUCUUAUCUAGAUAUUAGGUCUCCUUAACUAGAGCACCAUAGUCUAGAUCUACAUUCACCAAUUUGGCAAUUGUCAUCGUUGAUUCCUCUCUUACUCUUAGUUAAUUUAUUUUAAAAUUUUUAAGUUAAUGGAGCAAGUAUGAAAGAAAAAUCCCAAAGUGGAGUUGAAGCAGUGUAUACUGACAUGUAUGCAGAGCCUUUCUUUUGUGAUUCCAGCUACACUCAGGAGGUGCCUCCAAAGAAAUCUUGCCUAGAUGUAAGAGCAGUAGAUAAACCAAACCAGACAUUAUCUAAAUCUGUGGUGCCCACUCAUCAGCCAACCCAUAACACAGCCCAUUCAGAUUGCUACACACAAAAGUAUGGAGAUGACACAGACAGUAGCCUCAACAGUACUAGGAUCUCAAGUGCUGCUUUGGAAUCUGAAAAUGAAACUCCUUUUAAAUGCAGCAGUUAUUCAGAACUACUGCAUGAACUUGGACAAAAUUCAAAACUUGUUUUCAUGCAAUAUUUACAGGUGUUUUCUGACAGUGAAAUGUAUGAGCAGCAAGGUUACCAAGCUGUUGAGGACCUCAAUGCUCACAGUCAAUUCCUUUUACAAGAAUUAAAUAACCAAAAAGAAAUGAUUUGUGAACGCUUAAGGGAUAUUGCCAAUUCUCUCAAGUCAGCCUUCUAACAACUAAGAGUAUUUUAAAUGAGUGUCAAAAGAAAGAAAUAUGGUAGAAAAGUUUCUUCUUAACUACAUUUUAUUUAAUAAUGGUUUAAAUCAGAUCAAAGUCUUGAAAACUCAGUAAAAUCAUUUUAAACAAUUUGCCGUAGUUUUUGCAUUAUUUUAGUUUCUAGUUGCCCUACUUAACUUUCUCAUGUUUGAAAUGCAACAGAAUUGUUACUUUUUAACAAUGUUAGUGGUAGUUAAAUACCAAUAAAUAGAAGUGUUUACAGAUAUCAAAGGUCAUUACUACUUACAGAUAUACUUUUAAAAAUUAAAACAAUUAGUUUACUGCAUUUUUUGCCACAAUAUUAAUAUCAAGUUGUAUUAAAUUUUUUAUGUCUGGAUUUUUAUUGAGUUGGAUUUUAAUGUAUCUUUUUAAUAUUUUUGUAGAUGUAAUUGGCAGAUUUUAGGUGUGGAAUUCUUUAGCUUUGGAAAUAUGGUAUGGUGUUUUAAAUUAUCAAGUUCUUCCUAUUUCUUUAGCCCUUGAAAAACAUUGGGCACAAAUGACACUUCAACAACUAACUCAAUUACCUUUUAACUCACAGCUUGGAAAUUUUGACUGGCCUCCUUAUGUCAAGAUGUAUCUUAAUACCUUUUCACAUGUUGCAGAGCUAUUUAACAAAAAAGAUUGAACAUAUGAGCUGAGUUGUUCUUGACAUAACAGGUGAAUAACAGCUGGGUUUAAGCAUGCUGAUUCCAGUUUAACAUUAAGUCAUUAAGACAGAGCAGUUGAAUAACACCUGGCUUCUCCAGCUUGCGCAUCAUUUGAAACACUUCCAAAAUUAGCCAAAGAGUGAUUUCUUCUUUAUUCUCACAUCUUUUUAUUUGUCCAUCAGUUUCUCAAGUUGCUGGUUAUUAUAUUAGUUUUAUUGAUGUUAAUAUUUGAGUUGCUGCUUGAGCUUGUUUCUGGCUAUUAUUUUUGUUUUGACAUGCUAAGUUUAACUGAGACAUUUGUUUUGAUCUGUUUAUGUUGUUGACUCAGUAUGAGGAGGCAGAGAUCAACUGCAAAAGCCAAGACUUUCAAACUUCAAAACUAUAAAAUAAACAAGAUGAUUAAAUG